GGGUUGAUCCUGUGGAGUUUAGCAAAUUCCAAGAAGUUUUGAGAGCGGUGUUGUAAAAACGGGAAUCAGACUUAAUCGGUGAAGACAUGAAACAAGAAUUAACCGGAGCAAAGUAGUUUGGCAAGGUACGGAUCACGGACUUUCACAACCAAUGCCUGACAUGCUCAUGGAAGACGAGGAGGAUGUCGGAAUGUUCAGGGAGGAGGACAUCAAGGCUAAGGAGCAGUCAUUUAAAGAAGUCCUCGUUCGAGAGGACCCUGAUUUUACUGGUACUUCCCAAGCUCGACAGGUUAAUACCUCUGCUGCUGCAGUACUGGAAACUUUGGUGGAAUCCAGUCCAACGCAAAAUCCAGGUAACAUACUAGCGCCUCCUACUGUGUUAGUUGCCUCAUCAAACGUCGAAGUCGACUACUCAUUGAAAGAUUCAAAGGGAAAGAAGCAUUGUCAUGAAGAAGCUAGCACUGCAGAGUAUCUUGAAGAAACACAGAGUAAGAAACAAGUUACAAGAUACUCUGAAGAAGCUAGCAAUCUAUCGGAAAUUUUAGACAAGGUGACCCUCUGUCCUCCAGAGGAGGAUAUUGCUUCCCACACCGAGGAGUCGAGGCUGCAAGAAUCAGUAGCUGGAGGAUCAAGCGGCAAAAAGGUCCAAGACCAGAGAAAGCACGUGGUUGGUCUAAAAAGGCUUUUACACCAGUGCGCACUAGCAGCAUCAAGUGGUGAUGAUCUGGCUGCCAAAGAAAUUCUUAAUAGUAUUCGCCUACAAUCUUCACCACACGGAGAUGCUUCCCAGAGGUUAGGACAUUACAUGGCCAAUGCUAUCGAGGCAAGAUUAUACGGAACAGGGUCAACACUUUAUGCAAACUCCUGUAGGAUGAUGGAAAGCUCACUUGCUGAUACAUUAAAAGCUUACGAGGCGUAUUUUACAGCGGUUCCUUUCCAAAGGAUGUCUAAUAUAUUUGCUAAUAAGGCAAUAUAUAGACAACUUACAGGAGCAAAUAAGGUUCACAUUGUUGAUUUUGGCAUCUCAUAUGGGUUCCAGUGGCCAUGUAUUAUCCAGGGCUUUUCCGCAGUUCCUGGUGGCUCACCAAAUCUUCGAAUUACAGGAAUUGAUUUUCCUGAACAGAGUCCCCUGCCAUCAAACACGGUGCAAAAGACAGGGUCGAAUCUAAUGAAUUAUUGCAGGAAAUUCAACGUCCCGUUUCAGUACAAUUGCAUGGCAAGGAAAUGGGAUUCAAUUCAAUUCGAAGAUUUAAAAGUUAAAGAAGGUGAAAGACUUGUUGUCAACUGUAUGUACAGUUUACGACAAGUAUCAGACGAGAUAGGAGAAGACAGUGGUCCAAGAGACACGGUGCUUAACUUGAUUAAGAAAAUCAAUCCUGAAAUGCUCGUCCUUGGAUUUCUUAAUGGCAACUACAACUCCGCCUUCUUCACAACUCGAUUCCGGGAAGCCUUGUCUCAUUUCUCAACUCUUUCAGACAUGUUUGAGACUACUCUGGCACACGAAGAGAAAAGCAGGCUGGUACUUGAGCAAGCAAUGCUGGCAAAAGCUGCCAUGAACGUAAUUGCUUGCGAAGGAGCAGCCCGGGUUGAAAGGCCAGAGAGAUACAAGAGAUGGAUACCCCGGAUCAUGAAAGCUGGUUUUGUGCAGAUACCUUUGCCAAAGGAGAUCUUGGAAGAAAUCGAAGCAAAGGUGAGGCUGCAAUACCACCAGAAGUUUUUUGUCCGCGAGGAAAACAACUGGAUGGUUCAAGGAUGGAAUGGACGAGUGCUCUAUGGUCUGUCCUUGUGGAAGCCGGUGAACCAGUGAAUAAUACAUUUUACAGUACACUGUACAGAGAUAAUUUUAGCAGAUACAUGAAUUGUACCUUAAAAUUUUUGAAGAUUCCUGCAAUAACAUUACCAGUCGAACUUAGUGUUUAAACUCUCCGUGAUCAAAGCCAUUCAUCAUAGAAUGAAUACAGAUAUUCUAAAUUUUAUUCCUAUUUCAUUCGGAAAGAACUAAAAUGCGUAUUUUUUAGACACCCCAGCCAGUACCAGUCUGAGGUCCAAUUUUGACACGUAAAUAUUAUACUCAAAAUUCAAUAUGGACCUGAUUGUAUAGGUUGGGC
This is a messenger RNA of Daucus carota subsp. sativus, 2108 nucleotides long. RefSeq names its product scarecrow-like protein 14. The record is from RefSeq and is a predicted model, not a curated record. Gene Ontology annotation, molecular function: sequence-specific DNA binding; DNA-binding transcription factor activity. NCBI's taxonomy places the organism in Eukaryota, Viridiplantae, Streptophyta, Magnoliopsida, Apiales, Apiaceae. The coding region runs from base 152 to 1807 and encodes 551 amino acids. Gene Ontology annotation, cellular component: nucleus. Gene Ontology annotation, biological process: regulation of DNA-templated transcription. The transcript is spliced from 3 exons.